This is a messenger RNA of Ooceraea biroi (clonal raider ant), 2449 nucleotides long. Its product is annotated as integumentary mucin C.1. Lineage: Eukaryota; Metazoa; Arthropoda; Insecta; Hymenoptera; Formicidae. Gene Ontology annotation, cellular component: cytoplasmic vesicle. The record is from RefSeq and is a predicted model, not a curated record.
CGCAUUGGCGAUCAGUCCAGUGGCGGUUAGCGGCGGUGUCGUUCGUGUCCUGUUUCCGUACUACGUGUUCUGACGGGGCACGAGGAAAUUCCUGCGAGUUCCACGUACUCGAUUCGUAGCAAAAUGAAGCCGCUUUACGUGAUCUGUGCGGUGCUGGGUCUAACCAUCGGCUCGCUGUUGUUCACCGCAAACGGUGCACCACUGGAACCGACUGCGGCGAAUAAUAAUCCCGUCGCUUCUGCGAAUUCUACAGCAGCAGUGGUACCGGCACCGGUGACAGUGACGGGGGCAAAGAAUGACUCUGAUACUCCCAAGGUCACAACAGUCGACUCAACAACAACCGCGGUACCGGAAAAUUCGUCCAUAACGGAUAAGACAACCCCGAAAGCUACUACCGUUUCGACUACUACUACAACUGCUACCACAAAACCUACCACAAAAAGUCCAGACAUCACCACAGCUGUACCUACCAAUGCUACUACGACUUCCACGACGACCCCUACGACGAGCACUACCACAACCCUGGCACCGGUAACAUCACCCAGCACCACAGCAGCUCCGACAGCCGCGGCGGUGACAACGGCCUUGCCGCCAUCAACAGCAUCACCUUCCAAGGAUCGCCACUUUGAUGGUUUGAGCUUCUUUGGUGGCAUCAUCCUGGCGACAUGUCUGAUGGCAGUCGCUGCCUUCUCGUGGAAGUUCUACAGACAAUGCAACGAGAGGAAUUACCGUACACUGUGAUAACGUGCAAGGCUUUAACCAGACACUCUCGACAACUAACUGCGUAGUUUAAUCGAAUUAAGGACUAUGAAUAAUUAUUUUACUGUAAUAAUAUUGCGUAUUUUUAUAACGCAGUUAAGUGUUGCGUGGUUUAAGUGCUCUUAGUAAUGUGAUGUGCGACCACGAGUUCCGUUUUCCUCGAUAUAUAUAUACACAUAUAUAUGUAUAUGUAAAUAUCGAUGUACACGUAUAUCUAAUUGCAAAGAGUCAAGUUAUAUGAAAGUAACGACGUCGUUGUGUUUGUACGCGCGUUUUUCAUUAGUGGGUGAAAGAGAAAUGUGACAAGUUGGGUGAUGUAAGUAGUUGGCUAGAGAAGUGGGAACGUCUGGGAGAGAAUGAGAAAAAAAGGCGUGCGUUGAACGUACAGGAACUAAUGAACCAAUUAAACGUACAUUCCACAAGAGGAAGAUAGAGAAAGGGCGAGAAAGAGAGAGAGGGAGAAAUUAUAGGCCUCUAGCGCGUUAUCCCACUUCUCGUUAGUUUCCGCUCGAACUCCUGUACAACUGUCUCGCGGUAAAACACAAGUCGUAUCCUUAAUCUACGGGUUAUUACCGUAUCCCCAUGACGGAGUUACGUAAGGUUUGAUUUUUCUACGAAAUGGGGCGGAGGGGAGAGAGAGAGCGCGCGGAGAAAGCGCUCGGGAGCGCUCGAUCGCGGUAGUAACGCCACGACGAUGUCGACUCAUAAAAUGAAUCUCCGGAACGUUCUGAUUUUAAACGGACAUGCGGCGAGCGAUAUAUAUAUAUAAAUAAAUAAUCCGACGAUUAUUUAUUUAUGAUCGGUACAGAUUUGCGAUGUAUCGGGACACAUCGGGACGUGUGCGCGGGACACCGAGUUGACGGCGGGUCGUUAUCGAAGAAGGUUGAUAAUUGUGUGGCAUGGUCGCACGGUAGGCCGAUAACUCCUUGAACAACGAAGUGGGACUCGCUGUGCUUUUGCCGUACAAUGUUUCUCCCGGCGAAAUCUUCGCACGGUUUAACGCGUGGAUAAUCCUGCAAACAUCUCGGCAGUAAUGCUUGUAUAAUCAAAACGAAUCGUAAUUUUUUUUCCCCAGUUUUUCGGUCGAGCAUCGAAUCUUUGUGGUUUGCUCGCUGUCUUCUGAAAAAGCGAGCUUACGUGACGGUGUUUAUGGCGCGCAACAAUUUUGUUUUCUUUAAUCAAAUUAUUUUGUCGAUUUCGUUCGAGUAUUAUCGAUUGAUUAUUUACGCGUUGUAAUCGCGCGUAACCGCAGACGUGCUAUGAAAACAAAUCUUCUAACUGUUCGACGUUCGACUUAUUCGACGAAUAGAAGAGCCUAACUAUCUGUAAACAGUUCCUCCCUCACGCGCUCGCGCAUAAGGCGAGUUAAACUACAGGAAAGUGAUUGGGCAAUGUUCUUUAUGUAACUUUUCAUUAUAUUUUCUUUAACGUAUUACUGCAAAUUAGUUUAUUAUAUUUUUCACAGCGAGUAUGUAAUUACAAGAUAGUAUCUUAAGUAAGUGUUACAUUACGAGUAAUCUUAAGAAGCGAUUACCUAGCUAUGUCACGUAUUCUUAUAUUAAAAAAAAAGCAGAAAAAAACCCAUAUUAUACUUACGCCUCGUGCAAUAUCCGUGUAAAAUCAUAGGUUCUUUUCGUUUUGUCUUAAGUUAUACGUCAAAUUGGUACAAUAUUGAGAGACCAAAGAUACA